Molecule: messenger RNA, 231 nt
Organism: Emericellopsis cladophorae
Lineage: Eukaryota; Fungi; Ascomycota; Sordariomycetes; Hypocreales; Bionectriaceae
Exons: 2
Coding region: 1-231 (76 amino acids)
Source: RefSeq, a predicted model, not a curated record
AUGACAGACCUUACCACAAACCAGUUCUCGACCCUGAUCAUCCGCUCUCCUCUCGCACAAAUCCAUCAGCCCCCAUGGAAGAAAUUGAGAGUCUGCGGAAGCAGCUACGGGAAGAACAGCGCCUACGCGAAGAAGAGCAGCGCCUACGCGAAGAAGAGCAACGACGACGCGAAGACGAGCAACGACGACGAGAAGCUGCUGAAGAACGCGCUGGUAUAUCCCAACCGUUGA